AUGGCACUCGACCUUAUUCGACACAACGGCCACUGCUUCAUGCAGGUGGCUGGUCUAGAGAUCAGCUUCCUCUUCAAGCGAGCCCACCGAGCUGAGUUUUUCCUGGGAGUUGAGCACAUUUGCGAGCAUGUCAGAGCAACACGUCCACUGGACGAAGAUGGAAGUUGGUGGCUGUCGACUAUCCUUGCAGCAGAGCGUCUUCUAGAAAUCGAGAACAAAGUGCCCUACUCAUCAACGCAAAGCCUUGAAAAGUGGUGGGCCAUCUGCUUCGGUGGAGGACUAAGAGAUAGCGACGAGAACACAGUAGAAGAAGAAGCAGAACUCAGCCUCCGAUAUCCAGCUACUGCCGCCUGGACGUUACCUACAACUAAGAUAGCAGGCGCCGAUUUCUCUGUCGAGGUCCUUGUCGACAUGUAUCAAUCACGACAAGGAUGGAUCAAGUACCACUUGGAGCCAUACGAAUCAACAUACAUCAGCUAUCGAAAACUAAUCGUGAGUGGUCUGAAGCUACGAUCGCUACGCAAGUGGAAAAGCAAGCUCGACACCGUUGAGGUGCGAUAUUGCUUGUCCAAGAACAAAUAUUCCAACAUUCCCGACACGUACGCUGAAAACAGCGAAGAGUGGCUUUGCUUCCUUCAUGGCCUCGAGAUGGCACACGAGCAAGCUCCUCUGGCAUUAGGCAUGUUGGACAUAUCGUUGAACGAACUCAAGUGGUAUAAGAGAGCAUGGGACAUGUUCUGGCAUAUGGCAGUCAUGGUCGAGAAAGGAGUGCCUCACGAAGGUCCACUAAUGUCAGCUAUGAUAGUAGGCCUUCGUGAUAUGCGAGAUCGACAAGAUUUCCUCAAGCACCGAAUCCACGACGCCAGCAAGUACAUGGCAUGCCUCAAGAACGAUCCACCAGUUUGGCUGGAGUGGGACAUUGAGGCAUGGGAUAAGGAGGAAGCAGACGCCUACGACUCAGACAGCACUAUAAGAGGAGGUGAAGCACCGAAGAAGGAGAAGAAUGAGGGUGAGAAGUGGUUGGAAGACUUGCGAAAUGCGUCCAUUGAGUAG
Lithohypha guttulata is the source of this 1053-nucleotide messenger RNA. RefSeq lists its product as uncharacterized. The transcript is spliced from 3 exons. NCBI's taxonomy places the organism in Eukaryota, Fungi, Ascomycota, Eurotiomycetes, Chaetothyriales, Trichomeriaceae. The record is from RefSeq and is a predicted model, not a curated record. The coding region runs from base 1 to 1053 and encodes 350 amino acids.